Lactuca virosa is the source of this 879-nucleotide messenger RNA. NCBI's taxonomy places the organism in Eukaryota, Viridiplantae, Streptophyta, Magnoliopsida, Asterales, Asteraceae. The record is from the annotation of a GenBank genome assembly.
AGGAGGGAAAAGCAACAAUCCGAAAUUAUAUAUUUCAAAACAAAUUCCUCCCUCUUUCGUUGAGGGUUAUCGAUGAUCGCGUUCGUGAUGAAGCAGCAGACGUUAAUACCAGAUUCUGGUUUCACGGACCAUCAAAGCCCUAAUUCAAACCCUAACGAUGGUUUAAAUGGCGGAAAGGUGACGGAUUUAGGAAAUGGGAGCGACAUCGUAUACUUGCCCCGGUUUCUGACGCCGGAAAAGUCAUGGGAGUAUCUCCACUAUCUCAACAAACACAUCCCAUGGACAAGACCUACCAUUCGCGUCUUCGGUAAGCCUUGUGUCCAGCCUAGAGAUGUAUGCUACAUUGCAAGUGAAGGCUUGAAGGAACUAAGUUACAGUGGAUAUAAACCAGAUGCACAUUCUUGGGAUGAUUUUCCACCAUUGAAGGAGAUUCUGGAUGAGGUACACAAAGCCUUUCCUGGGAGUCAUUUUAACAGCUUACUUUUAAAUAGAUACAACAGUGGAAAUGACUAUGUUGGGUGGCAUGCUGAUGAUGAGAAGCUUUAUGGAGACAAUCCAGAAAUCGCCUCAAUCUCCUUUGGAUGUGAACGUGACUUUUUGUUGAAAAAGAGAAAUUAUAAGAAAUCUAAAGGUGAAGUUGAGGGUGAGCCUCCAAGCAAGCGAUUGAAGAAGAAUAAUGGUGUAGAGCAAUAUAGUUUUAACUUGAAGCAUGGUUCGUUGUUACUGAUGAGGGGUAACACACAACGAGACUGGCUUCAUUCAGUGCCUAAACGGUUAAAAGCGGGGUCUACACGAGUUAAUCUCACAUUCAGCCGUUGCAUGCCGGUGUGUUUGUCUCGGCUAUCAGAAUUCAGAAUUCUGAAGAUCUUUGGAAUCUGA